CAAGUUUAGGCAAUAGAUAAACGUUCCAUUGCUACCUUACCUAUCUACCUUGGUAUCUAUCUCCAUACCUGCUAGGUACGCAUCAAGCCGAUACUUAAACAAGUUCAAGAAUUCAACGUCACCGAUUUUUGGGAGGUCUUAUCAGCCCCGCUCACCAAGGUUACAUGACCCUCCAAGCAUCGUUCUGCCGGGGUAGCUUGAGAGCAAGAUGAUUCGCUCAAUCUCUAAGAUGGCGAGGACCAGGGAGUCAGAUCUCUCUGCAUGGCUAUGUCGUAGAUGGGAAUCGUGGAAAUAUAUUAUAUAAUAGGUAACAUGUCCGCCACUCUGAGGACAUGGAAAUAUAAUUCGACCUGCUCUAUAUCAUGUCUCUGUUGGCUCUCAAUCCGCGUUCCUAAAGAUAUAGUCGAUGAUACAAUUUAACCGGUAUAAUGAUGAUUGGUCUAUAUUUUGCAAAUUUAGCUAUAAUACUUCAUGCCGUUCUCGUGGCCUCAAGGAUAGUGGGAAUACCUGUCGUUCCCUUUACCACGUCUGAUAGUGGAACUUACUCAAUCAAAUCCCUCAAAUCAGUGGUGGUGGACUCAAAAUAUGCCGAAAGUCGUGAUGAGGCUGGCGAGACUCUGAUUCCGCCAACUUUACAAGAUUUCGCCAAAACCUUCGUGGGCGACUUACAGAGCACAUUGAACCUCAAGAUUGAUACCUCCCUUGCAGAGGAGCCUAGACCAGAUUCCAUCUUCCUCACAUUGGGAGAUCCUAGCAAGUACACAGAUGUCAGCGGUGCUCAGACCUCUGAAGGCUAUUCGCUCUCCGUCAACGCUUCAGGAAUUGUCAUAUCUGGAGCUAGUCCUUUGGGCGUAUGGUGGGGUACGCGGACUGUCUUACAACAAGCGAUUCUCUCAAAUGGAUCUUUAGAAUAUGGAGAAGCAGAUGAUGCUCCGGGGUGGGGAAUUCGAGGUAUGAUGCUCGACGCCGGUCGGCAUUACUACCCUCCAGAGUUUAUUAUUGAAUUGUGUUCUUAUAUGAGCUUUUUCAAACAGAACACCUUUCACUUACAUCUCAGUGAUAAUCUGUACAACAAUGUCGCCAUUUACUCAAGGGAACGGUCUUUGGACUUAUACGCUCGAUUCCGCCUAUGGUCUGAUUCCAAGGAUCUUGCUGGCUUGAACAAAUAUAAGAACGAGUCCUACACAAGGGAACAGUUUGAGGAGAUCCAAUCAACUUGCGCUUCCCGAGGAGUAACCAUCAUCCCGGAAAUCGAAGCUCCAGGACACGCAUUAGUCAUAGUUCAAUGGAAACCGGAGCUGGCACUUAGCAACGACUUGUCCUUGUUGAACAUUUCACAUCCCGAGACAAUCCCUACGAUGAAAACGAUAUGGAGUACUUUCCUUGACUGGUUUCAUUCGAAAACCGUUCACAUUGGCGCGGAUGAAUACACCGGCGACCCUAACGAGUACAAUCGAUUCGUCAAUGAAAUGGCUAGUUAUAUAUGUGGAGAAUCUGGAAAAUCUACUCGCAUCUGGGGCACUUUCCCACCUAAACCGGAGUAUACUAAUGUUUAUGAAAACGUCUCGAUACAGCACUGGGAGUUCUUCGAGGACGACCCUUAUCACGACUACAUCUUGAAUAACUACUCCGUUUUAAAUUCCGACGAUACUUUUUACGUCGUUAAUAAGUGGUCCGGAAGCUAUCCGCAAGUUAUCAACGUUGCCAGAACAUUCAACGGAAAUCCAGCUACGGGUGGAAUCUGGCAACCUUACAUCUUCGAUGUAAACGUGGCUGCUAACAAUCCGGAGAAAUCCAACCCUCUGGUCCUCGGAGAAGUCGCAGCGUUGUGGAACGACUACGGCGCGAACGCAACCGUAUACUCCGAAGCCUAUUACGCUUGGAAAGACGGCAUCCCAGCAUUGGCCGACAAGCAAUGGGGAGGGGACCUCUCAGAGCCGGAGUUCACCUCGGCGUUUUCGACUCUGCUCCCAUUCGUACCAGCGCAGAACCUAGAACGCACGAUCCCAUCCGCCAGCUCGACAAUCUUCAACUACAACUCUAGCUCUAGGGCCGACAAGCAAUCCUUCACAGCCAUAGGCCCGUGGAAGGAAACAGCCCUCCUCGACCAGUCCGGCAACGGCUACCACGCCUCGACCGACUGCGCCGUCACCUCGGCGUCCACCCUGAACAUCAGCGCCCCUUGCUCGCUCAAAACCCCGCUCUCCUCCAAGGGCCGCGACUACACACUUUCGCUGCGCCUGCUCAUCGCCGAGCUCGACGCGGGCAAAGACGCGACCCUCGUGUCCGGCACGGACUCCGCGCUCAUGCUGACCCCGAACCUGACGCUGUUUGCGUCUGGCAACUACUACCGGCUGAACUCGACCGUGCCCGCCGGGUCCUGGGUCGACCUGAGCAUCAUCGGGCGCGGGAACCGCACCUUCGCCAGCGUGCAGGAGGUAGGCGGCACAACGGCGGCGGAGGAAGAGGAGUUCUUGGCUAUCCUGGGCAUCAACGGAGCUUCGUUCGUGUGGGCGCCCAUCGCUGUCGAGGCCCCGAUCGCGCAGGUCGGCGGCGAGAACUCGGGAUGGGCGGGGCAGCUCGCGGCGAUGAGUUUGAGUUCUGAGGCUUGAUGGACGGAGUACUGUGGGAUGUACCUAGUUCAUGUACGUCGUAUAUAGUUUUAGCUAUACAAAGCCUCCGUAGAUGGAUGUCUGGAGGUAAUUAAGAGUAUUCAUCACAUGUAGUACGAGUGUCAAUUCCAUGAGAAAAGAGAGCUUUACGGC
This is a messenger RNA of Annulohypoxylon truncatum, 2765 nucleotides long. RefSeq names its product glycoside hydrolase family 20 protein. Gene Ontology annotation, biological process: carbohydrate metabolic process. The transcript is spliced from 3 exons. The record is from RefSeq and is a predicted model, not a curated record. Gene Ontology annotation, molecular function: beta-N-acetylhexosaminidase activity. Bases 429 to 2612 code for a protein of 727 amino acids. Lineage: Eukaryota; Fungi; Ascomycota; Sordariomycetes; Xylariales; Hypoxylaceae.